Aspergillus chevalieri is the source of this 408-nucleotide messenger RNA. It is a transcript of the gene COX13, whose product is annotated as cytochrome c oxidase subunit VIa. The record is from RefSeq and is a predicted model, not a curated record. NCBI's taxonomy places the organism in Eukaryota, Fungi, Ascomycota, Eurotiomycetes, Eurotiales, Aspergillaceae. The coding region runs from base 1 to 408 and encodes 135 amino acids. Gene Ontology annotation, molecular function: enzyme regulator activity. The transcript has 5 exons. Gene Ontology annotation, cellular component: mitochondrial inner membrane. Gene Ontology annotation, biological process: mitochondrial electron transport, cytochrome c to oxygen.
AUGUUCCCCCAGCGCAACAUCUUCCGGUUCUCCCAGCGCGCUGCUCAGCAGCUGCGUGUCGCCGGCCAGCGCCGCGCCAACAGCACCCAGAGCAACUUCCCCUGGGCCGUCGACAACGCCUUUAACCGUGAGCGGGAUGCUGUGAAGCACCACGCUGCUGAGACUAGCGACCUCUGGAGGAAGCUCGCUCUCUAUGCCGUCCCUCCAUGCUUGAUCCUCGCGGCUAUCAACGCCUACAACCUCUGGGAGGAGCACUGGGAGCACUGGGCCCACGAGCCUCCGCUUGAGGAGCGCACCGAGUAUCCCUACCAGAACAUCCGUGUGAAGAAUUUCCCCUUCGGAGAUGGUGACAAGACUAUCUUCUGGAACUCCAGCGUCAACUACCACAACAAGGACAAGCCCACUUAA